CAGAGAGAGAGAGAUAGAGAGAGAGAGCACGAGCUUCCGCCUUUACACUCGCAGACACAAAAAGCUUUACUACACUCAGAGAGGAGUCGAGCAACGGAGGAUAACAGACAUCAAUCCCCCCCCCAAAAAACUGCUGUCCAUCCACAGGACCGGGCAGGACGGGGCUGCAGCGGUCCGGACGGCUUUCGUGGUUCAGGCUGCUGGAGAAACAAGCGGAUGCUCUUCGUCGCGAAAGGCUAAUUUUCCUCUUUUUUUUUUUUUAAAGUGGAGGUGGGUCUUUUUUAUGUGAGUGAAGAGGUGGAGGAGCAAAAGCAGAAAACCGGCGAGUGCGUCAAACAAAGUUGCUUCGUGACAAGUAAAAACAAAGAUGGUGCACGACGGCUGGUUUCUUUGUAUGUUUCACACAUAGAGAUAUUGCAUCUGCUCGAUUUAAUACAAAAAAAAAAGUGUCCCGGAGAAGACCCGGAGGAGACGGGACGGGGUGGAGCGGCAGGGACCUAUUUUCUUGCUGCCAAUCUUCUGUUGCUGCUUCUUUGUGGAUGCAGACAAAACCCUGAGAGCUGUUUGGCGCGGCAGGCAUCCCUGCAGCUUCAGGGGACUUUGUCAGAUGUGUACCCAGCACACAAAGCCCCUGGCCUGGCCGUGGGGAUGGCAGCCUCUGCCUUGAACCUGAACGGCCUUGGAGUCAUGAACAGCAGCAAUCAGUUUCACUCCCAGCCAGGGUCCUCCAACGCCACAUCUAGAACAAACACCAGCCCAGUCGGCCGACCUGUGCUGCCGGUUCCGGAUCGGAGCACCUACUGUCCGUUACUGGGGGGAAGCCUCUACAGCCCAACGAGUCCUAAGACGAGCCCCCGAUCUCUUAGCCAAGCCUUUGUCUUUCCCCCUCCUCCAAAUUUGCUCUCCCCCUGCGACACAACUCGCCCUCGCUCCCCCUCGCCGCGAAGCCCAGAGCGCCUGGGAGUCAAUGUGGGCCAACGCAUCCGACGCCUGAGCGGUGAAGACAGAGGGGAGGGAGACGGGCAAGAGGAGACGGGAGGAGGGACGAGAGGGAGCGAGGCGCGAGAGGAGAGGAAACGUCAGGAACAUCUGCUCCGGAUCCACAGAGAGCUGCAAAACGUUGAGGUCAGGGGAAAAGUGGGCAUCUUUGAGGCCCACAUUUCCGGGAUCCGCACCCAGGCCCUUAAUAGUGAACUCCAGCGCAGUCCUCGGACGACAAGACGAGCGACUAGCCAGUCCUCUUUGUCUCCCAGCCAAGGAAACACACUUCUCGAAAAUCCAAUGACCCACCCACAAGUGACUAAAGUACCUUCUGUUGCCCAAAAUGGCAGAGAGGUGGAGGAAGGGAUGACGGAAAGACUAAAGAAGGAAAGUGGAAUGGAUGAGCGCGAGAAGAACAGCAAUGCUAUGAAGUCAAACACAGAGAACAAGACACUGAUUGAUCAAAAUGACUGCCAUUCACAAACAACGUUACAAACUCCUUAUGGGGAUAAACGGAUUAUUCGUUGUUUGCCUGAGACGUCAGUAAAACAUUCAGCUACAGAUGAGGAGAAUAAGGAAAAACUGAGAGAAAGGGAGGAGGAAAAAGUUAGAAAGGAGGUAGAAAACAGAGAAAUGGAGCGAGAUGAGCGAGAACGGACAAACAGAGAAAAUAAAGAUGAGCAGGAGGAUCAGUGGGAAUCAAAAGUGCUGAUUCAGACCGAAGGAAAAACGUUUAUCAAUAUCUCUGAAACCCCUGCGUUACCUCAAGGACAUAACAGUAAUAACGUGAAGCUGAGUUCGCUGAACGCACCUGAUCAAACAUCCGACCAUUUAUCCUCCCUGCUUCCCUCCAUCCCUGCAGUCAUAAUCACCGACCACGGUUUGGAGAGCCGGUCUCAAACUACCGACGGCUCUGGCUCGGAGCGGGGACUGUCACGGUCCCCCAGCCCCAGCUCCAGUCCUGUUCCAUACUCCUCGUCUCGCCCUCUCAGGAAGCUGUCCUCCUCCUCCGCCUCCUCAGCUGGAUUCUCCUCGUCUUGGGAAGAGUCGGAGGAUGAUGUUUCCAGUGACACGGAGAAGGGAGACAAUCUCCUGAAUCCUGCACAUCUCAGUUCUAAGCAGAAAGCGCACAAGUCAUGGAAGAAGAUAAAGAACAUGGUCCACUGGUCUCCAUUUGUUAUGUCCUUCAAGAAGAAGUAUCCCUGGAUUCAACUGGCUGGACAUGCAGGGAGUUUUAAAGCGGGUGCAAAUGGACGCAUAUUAAAAAAACACUGUGAAUGUGAGCAGCGCUGCUUGUCCCGGCUGAUGGAGGAUGUGCUGAAGCCCUAUGUUCCUGGUUAUCAUGGAGACGUGGAGAAGGAUGGCCAGAAAUACAACCAGAUGGAGGAUCUGCUGGCAGAGUUCGACUACCCAUGUGUAAUGGACUGUAAGAUGGGAGUGAGGACCUACCUUGAAGAAGAACUAACCAAGGCUCGGAGAAAGCCUGCGCCGAGGCCCGACAUGUAUCAGAAAAUGAUCGAGGUCGACCCUGAGGCGCCCACAUUGGAGGAAAACGACAAGAAGGCAGUGACCAAGCCAAGAUACAUGCAGUGGAGAGAGACAAUAAGCUCAACGGCCACCCUGGGGUUCAGGAUAGAGGGAGUCAAGAAAGAAGAUGGAACUGUGAACAGAGAUUUUAAGAAAACAAGGACAAGGGAACAAGUGGUGGCAGCCUUCCAUGACUUUGUAAGAGGAGAUUCGGAGAUAUUGAACAAAUAUCUAACGAGGUUAAAGGAAAUCCGAGCCACUUUGGAGAUCUCUCCAUUCUUCAGAAGUCAUGAGGUAAUUGGCAGCUCCCUCUUAUUUGUUCAUGACAGCAGGAAGCAAGCCAAAGUGUGGAUGAUCGACUUUGGAAAGACCACGCCCCUCCCUGAUGGGGAGGAACUAACCCACCGAGCUUUAUGGGUAGAAGGGAACAGAGAGGACGGCUACCUUUAUGGACUCGACAGCUUGGUGGACAUCUUUUCCUCCAUGGUGGACUCUGAGACUUGAAGUGUGCAGGUUUUGUUUUUGAACCAAGUAAACUUUUGGACACACCACCAUUAAAGCUUCCAUUCAUGCUUCAUUCUACUGGAGAAACCUUUGAAACACUGACACUUUAGCUCACGACGCAAACCAUAUGGUCCAGCUCCUCUUAGUUCCUCACAAGUGGAACUACUAACAGCAGCAGCGCCUCAGUUCCUCAUAAUUGAGUUAUUUUGUGCUGUGGUUGGGAAAAGGGUCAAUCUUAUAUAACCUCAUUUUGACAGCAUAACCUUUUACUUAAGAAAUUCCCAUUGAAAAGCAAACGAUAUGAAUCUUGUUGCCUAAUACAAAGUGAGACCUGUUGACGUACUUUAAUAUUAUAAAUAAAUCCUCUGCAAAGGCCUAAACCAGCAAGAGGUUAGCUAAUAUUUGAUUGUUAAUGAGAGCCUCGGCAUUCUAUUAUAUUAUGUGCUUUAUGAAAGUAUUCACACCCCUUGAACUUUUUAACAUUUUGUCACGUUACACCCACAAACUUCAGUGUGUUUUUAUCUGAAUAUCUAAUAGACCGAUAUGAAGUAACGUAAUCCUAAAGUGUAAGAAAAAGAAAUGUUUUUUAACAUUUUCUGCGAAUGAAAAUAUGAAAUAACGUCCAUCUGUACGUAUUCAGUUUUGAUUUAUUCAGUUUGGUACAGCUUGUUGCUUUGGGCUUCCUUUAAUGUUUUUUUUUGUUUUUUUUUAGAAAAUCCCAAGAAAUGUAAUUUUUAAGAAUGUAUUUUAUAUAAAUUUGCUGAUUCUGCUCCUCUGGCAGAAUUUUGACUAGAUUUCUAACACACCUCCACUUGUGCUGCCCUGCUGUAUUUUGAUGGUGUCGAAUCAGAAAAAUAAUACUAGGGCUAAAAAAAUGAUCUGACCCAUAUUGGAGCUUAAAAUGGCAAUCUUUAACAUUUCAACCAUGCUUUAUUGUCAAACCUCUAAAUCUCACAUUCAUUUGCACUCAAAACAUAGUCUCUUCCCUAAUUGUACUGUGAUUGUGAGUUACAAUACUAACUUACAACUACAAAGUGUUUCACUUUCUAGAGUUCUUCCAAUAAUAAUGGUUGAUUCUUCUCACUCACACACACAUUGCGUUUAAGGCGUCUGCCUUAUCUGAUCUCAGCACCUGUUUAACAGGUUAAAUAUUUGUUCUGUGAAACUGCAGUAGCAUGGUAUGUUUACUUUUCAUUAGGAUUAACUAGAUCUGGCAGGUUGUCAGGGAAUGUUGUUCCACUUUGAUGCAUUGGCUAUUGGUGUGCUUGGGAUUUCUGAAAAUGCAAUGUAGUAUGUAGAUAAUGGAAUAUACACUUUGGACCAGGAUAAACCGUUCCAGUGAAAUAGUAAUAAUAGUAUAAUAGAAAAGAAACAGUUUUUGAAUAAGUGCCAGUGAUUUGAGGGAGAAAAAGUUUAGCUGUUGUUGCACUGCUAAAAAAAUGCUCAGAUAAUCAAAUUGUGUUUCUUGUUUGCAGAUCCUUUAUAUUCAAAUAAAAAGAGCUAUUUUUAAAUACCACUAGGUUUUCCGAUACUGAAAAACACAGAGGUACUGUUGUUCAGUGAGGCAUACACACAAGCACUAUUGAGCCACGUCGUUCAGCAAUUCAAAUCUAAGAAAUUAAAUUAAAUAAAAAUGUUCAAGAUUGCCAAUUUAAACACCAUUUAACCACAAAAUUUAACUCAGUUUUAUUGUAUUUUCUUUUCUUUUUUUGUUUUAAUGCAGUUUUAAGCAUCAAUUUCAAAGGGGGACUCGCGGUGUCAAUUAAGUGUGUUUUUUAGUCCAAACAUUAAAAACUAUAUAUAAAGAAAAAAUUAUCCCAACAAGUUUACACCUAGACAGAGUCAAAGUUAAGCUAGAACAUGUUGUUUGAUUCACAGUCGUUUGGGAAUUACUCACCAUGAGGAGGCGCAA
This is a messenger RNA of Xiphophorus hellerii (green swordtail), 4924 nucleotides long. It is a transcript of the gene itpkb, whose product is annotated as inositol-trisphosphate 3-kinase B. NCBI's taxonomy places the organism in Eukaryota, Metazoa, Chordata, Actinopteri, Cyprinodontiformes, Poeciliidae. Gene Ontology annotation, molecular function: inositol hexakisphosphate kinase activity. The transcript has 12 exons. Bases 649 to 3012 code for a protein of 787 amino acids. Gene Ontology annotation, biological process: inositol phosphate biosynthetic process; phosphatidylinositol phosphate biosynthetic process. The record is from RefSeq and is a predicted model, not a curated record. Gene Ontology annotation, cellular component: cytoplasm; nucleus.